Klebsormidium nitens is the source of this 774-nucleotide messenger RNA. The record is from the annotation of a GenBank genome assembly. NCBI's taxonomy places the organism in Eukaryota, Viridiplantae, Streptophyta, Klebsormidiophyceae, Klebsormidiales, Klebsormidiaceae.
CAACACCUCUGGCAGAGGGGCGGCCGGCCGCACUUGAAGGAAGGGCGCGUAGAACGUGCACAAGAAUCUGUUGCGGGUUCAUCAUCAGGCCGCCCAGGUUUGGGCCCGAGCCUACAUCCGCAAAGUUGCGAGCGGAAUGGAGAGCGGCCGCUUCUGCCAAUCGUCCGUUUGGCGAUUCAGAGAACGAAAGGCAAGAUUCUGGACGAACUUCCCGCGCGUGACGACGUGGAUGCGCUAGUGGAAAAGGAGACGAACGAGGUUUGCAGGGGGGCUUUGCUUCAACAACUCGACGCCAACCCAAAGUCUGAGGCAGAUGAAAGCGAAAGGGGGAACGCUCUAUUGACCCGCGGGAAAGCAGGUCAGGGGCUGAAUCGGCCAGAUGAAAACAAUCGAAAGGAUACACGGGCGCCCGAAGUGACAUCAACGGGGAGCCCGGGGAUGUGCGGGUUUGCGAACGAGGUCACGGUACUUCAAAUGUCCAGGGGGAGCGAGAUAUGUGAGGGGGCCGUGAGUACCCGUUUGAGCGCGAAAAGAAGGGAGGCCCGCGAGCCUGCGCCAAAGGAGAUUCAGUUUUCGAAGGCCUCUAUGAGCGGCCUAAUCCAGGUUUCUACGGAGCCAACUACAGGGGUUGCGUGCAAGAACGACAUUGCCCCGCAGGAUGCUCAAGCAACAAUGGACGAGCACGGAGGCGCGGACGACCCGUCCGUGCAAGCGCGUGGCGCGCUCCCCCAGAUGGGCGACCAGCAAUAUGCCCGCGAGCUGCCCAGGUGCUGA